Molecule: messenger RNA, 201 nt
Organism: Funneliformis mosseae
Lineage: Eukaryota; Fungi; Glomeromycota; Glomeromycetes; Glomerales; Glomeraceae
Source: the annotation of a GenBank genome assembly
AUGAAGGUCAACCCUCUUCCGCUCGACAAAGAAAAGGACAAAGAAGUUUUACAAAGUGAAACAACCUUAGUUGUCACUGCAGAACAAAACGACUACCCUGAAAAAUCCCCUCAAACAAAAGUAUUUGACAUUACGGAUCUCAUAUUUGACAGAUUUGAUUCAUUUUCGGGUGUCGCCCUAGCCAAACACCCAGAAGACUAA